Diaporthe citri is the source of this 996-nucleotide messenger RNA. RefSeq lists its product as uncharacterized. Gene Ontology annotation, molecular function: nitronate monooxygenase activity. The transcript is spliced from 6 exons. Lineage: Eukaryota; Fungi; Ascomycota; Sordariomycetes; Diaporthales; Diaporthaceae. Bases 1 to 996 code for a protein of 331 amino acids. The record is from RefSeq and is a predicted model, not a curated record.
AUGCCGUGGAACACAGAGCUCACGCGUCGGUUAGGCAUUCGAGUGCCCGUCGUGCAGGGCGGUAUGAUGUACGUCGGGUACGCCGAGUUGGCCAGCGCCGUCUCCAACGCCGGCGGGCUUGGCAUCAUCACGGGCCUCAUCUUCCCAACGCCAGCCGACCUGCGCAAGGAGAUCCAGAAGUGCAGGUCACUAACCAAGAACCCCUUCGGCGUCAACAUCACCCUUCUGCCGUCCCUCAACCCGCCUGAUUAUGGCGCCUACGCCCAGGCCAUCAUCGACGAGGGCAUCAACAUCGUCGAGACCGCCGGCAACAGCCCCGGGCCAGUCAUCAGGAAGCUGAAAGAGGCCGGGUGUAUCAUCCUGCACAAGUGCACCACCAUCAGACACGCACAGAGCGCCGUCAAGCUCGGCGUCGACUUCCUCAGCAUCGAUGGCUUCGAGUGCGCAGGCCACGUCGGCGAAUCAGACAUCACAAACUUCAUCCUGCUCAGCCGCGCCCGGCAGUCCAUCAAGGUGCCCUUCAUCGCCUCGGGCGGCUUCGCCGACGGGCAGGGGCUGGCGGCCGCGCUCUGCCUCGGCGCGAGCGGCAUCAACAUGGGCACGCGCUUCAUGUGCACGGUCGAGGCGCCCAUUCACGAGAACAUCAAGAAGGAGAUCGUCAAGGCCAAGGAGACGGACACGGCGCUAGUGCUGCGCAGGUGGACCAACACCACCCGCCUGUAUAAGAAUAAGGUCACAGAGGAGGCGCUCAAGGUCGAGCGGGAGAGCAAGACGGGCGAGUUUGCGGAGAUAGCCCCCUUUGUCAGCGGACAGAGGGGCCGGCAGGUCUUUAUCAACGGCGAUCCGGACUACGGUGUCUGGACUGCUGGCCAGGUCAUCGGCCUGAUCCAUGACAUUCCUACGUGCAAGGAACUUGUCGAGAGGAUCAGUGUAGAGGCUGAGGGGUCGCUCAAGGAGAAGCUGGAGCUUGUUUCACCGACACAGAGCAAGCUGUAG